AUGGCCUCCCACGAUAUCGCAAAGGCAGCCGUACAGCAGAUUGCCAAAGACCUUGGGCACCUGCCCGAUGCAGUACUAGAACGUAUGGAUGCAGACACCAGACGCUUGGUCGAGGAAAGUCUCCUUGCAAAGGACAAGAUUGCAGGGCAUGCAAUCAUAACGCUCGCUCAGAACAUCUAUGGCAGCGAUGCCAGAUUUGUAUUUGAGCUCCUUCAGAAUGCCGACGACAAUUGUUUUGAGAAAGCUACCGCUGCUGGAGCUGCUCCGUUCGUGUCCUUCCAUGUCUACUCCGAUCGGAUCGUCGUCGAAUGCAACGAGGAUGGCUUCACCUUGCAAAAUUUGACGGCUAUCUGUGCCGUGGGACAGAGCUCCAAGUCUACAACGCACGGCUACAUUGGCGCUAAAGGUAUUGGAUUCAAAUCAGUGUUCAUUGCCGCGUGGAAAGUUCACGUCCAAUCCGGUCACUUCUCCUUCGAUUUCAAACAUAAAAAGGGUGAUUCCGGCCUGGGUAUGGUGGUGCCGAUCUGGCAUGAAACCUCAGAGACUCUGCCAUCACCAAUGACCAGGAUGACACUCUACCUUCAUGAGACAAAAGGCGCGGAGCAUCUCAACGACAUCCGCAAGACGGUGUUUGAGCAGCUUUCAUCCCUCCAAGAGACUUCUUUGCUUUUUCUUCGCAAGCUGAAGAAAAUAAACGUCAGCUUCUACGAUGCCAACGAUCAUCAGGCAAGCUCGAAGCUCUUCCAAUGCGACAAAGGAAACGAUCAGAACUUUCGUCUCGAGAUUGUUCACACGACGCACUCCGGAGCAACAAAGAAAGACACGAAGCGAUUCCACGUCACAACGCACUUAGCGACCGGCUUGUCCGCGAGCGAAUCAAGAGGUGCUGCUGCUGAGGCUGAGGUCAUACUGGCAUUUCCAUUGACGCAUGACUUGAAACCUCUUCUCGAGAAGCAGGAACUGUUUGCCUUCUUGCCCGUUCGAAAGUCUGAAUUUGAAUUUAUCAUCCAUUCCGAUUUCGACACAACCGCUAGCCGUCAAGACAUCAUGACCACCUCACGAAGAAAUCGCGACCUACUCAACGCCAUAGCCGAUGCAUUCAAGACGGCUGUGACUGAAUUCUGCGGGCAUCCUGAGCUGUGCUACACCUGGCCCAACUUUCUGCCAUCUCCGCAGUCUAAGAACGCAGUGUUCUGGUCAGCAUUGAAAGACAAGAUUCAACAACGACUGUGUAAGGUACCAAUGCUCAAGGCCAGGCACGGUGAUCAGCUUCGCCGCAUAGACUCUGUCGUCAUGCCUCAUUCGAAUUUCUUGGACGAAGCCGAGAAGCCGCUGCUCGACUAUGAUGCUCAAAGCGCCUUCAUAAGCCCAGCAUAUGCGCCCGAAGCUCGAGCUGCACUGAAGCACUAUGGUCUCGAAUCGAUGAACUUCGAUCUUGCCAUGAUCUUGGUGCGUGCUGACCUAAAUUUCACAGAGUCCAUCAUGAAAUCACAGUCCACGAGCGAACAUUGGCACUCAAGAAUGGCGCAAUUCCUCCGGACGAACUUUUCAUCUGCCGACAGCCGACUGCGAGGCUUGGAGCUCGUGCCGUUGAGUAGCGGCGACUGGACCUCGUUGGAAAGUGGAGCUUUGUACUUGCCAACCGCUCGAGGGAUUAAAGUGCCCUCGGGUCUCAACAUCAGAAUCUUGGACUCUCGAGCGGCCGCCAAUAUCGAUCGCAGAGAAUUCUUCAUGAAACAUGGCGUUGAGGAGCCAUCAGUGACCAGCUUGCGGCGCCUCAUUGUUGCCGCUGUUCGCAAGCCUGUCAAACGCAGAAGCCUUUCGUCAGACAUAGGGACUCACGCCCACUUCUUGUAUCUCUCUCACUUUUGCGAGCCGGAGCUUUCCAGAACGGAUGUUGCUGAUUAUCGCCUUUACACCUCAGAGGAAUUGCUCCGGAAUCCUCGCGAGGAAGAUGUCUUCCUACCAACGAAAGAUUUAUAUGGUGCCUCUGAGCUUCUGAAGGCAGGCCACGGCUUCCCAGGCCUAGAUCACCUUUGGAAGUACGAAGGAUCCCUGAUCUUGAAGAACGGCAAGCUCAAACUUCAAAUAAUGGACAUGUGUGCGAGCAGACUUUGUUCGCCUCCACUGGACGUUCCAUGGAGUCUGCAGCAAACAUACAUUCCACUUGCAGCCUUGAAAGCGCAUCGCGAACGCUUCAUGGAGCCCGAAGAACGAUUCCCAUUCCUGGACCUUUACCCAGACAUGGCAUCUGCACAGCUUCUUGUGAAGUGGGACUUCCUCCAUGAGGCCUUCUCUGUCGGUAUCGAUGAUGACCUUCGGUUCUUCUUGGAUGUCUUGCUCUGGGUCAAGAUAUCAAAUAAGGACUGCCCUAAAAUCCCUCGUCAUGAACGACUGAUCGACGUUUACGUUGCUAUCUAUGCUAAAUGUGCUGCAUCACCAGACCGAGAGCGUGCGCAGUACUCCGUGAGGGAGACUCCUGAUCUUGUCUAUAUUCCACCCUUGCAUGGCCGUUCAUUCCUCUGGGCCGCAACCGAAGACUGUUUCUGGGAUGGUCCAACAGAUACAAAGACCAAGCAUUCACUGAAAUACAUAUACACCAAGUGCUUUGGGAUUGAGCAGACGAAACAUGUCGCUCGCUUCUUCUGCGACACUCUUGGGCUCAACAACGCAAUCCUGGACGAUUUGAUAGAAGAGUUACGACACUUGGCAGAAUAUGACGAACAGGAUUACGACCGAGUCUUGGACCUCUAUAGACGCAUCGCUGCAACUGCUUUCAGCGACCGAAAACUCAUAUUCGUGCCCAAGGGAGAGUCUGGUACGUGGUGCAGCACUAGCGAGUGCAUUUGGUCCAGUUCGACCUCCAUCAAAGGGAAGGUAACACUUCAGCAAGACUAUGAAGAUUUGGAAAACUUCUUCGUGGACAUCAUCGGGGUCAAGCGGCUGACCCUGCAGAUAAUAUACGACGAAAUACUGGGAAUGGGGUCAGAAACUACAAUUACCGAAGUGAAAAGUGCAGUACGGUGCCUUAAUUCGGUUCUGCAGUCGAGCACGGAGCAGGUUGACCGGGAACCUUUGUUGCGGAAGAGCAUUUUCCCAAUCCGUCUUCCGGAUGGAAGCAAAACCUUGGCGAAUGCUGGCGCUGAUUUCAGUGUUGGAGAUCGCGACUAUCUCAUCAAGCAGUUCAGCGGUCUGAUCAAGCUUCUCGACUUUGAGAUGGAGGAAGUCCAAGAUCUGCGACCGUUUCUUGAAUGGACGCGAAUAGCGAAUCGAUGUCUUUCGGUGGCGGUGAAGGAGAGGACGUUUGUGGGACCAGGAAGCACACGGCCAGUGGUUCUUUCGAACCUAGAUCUCAAGCGAAAGGCCUAUGCCUUCCUCCGCGUUGCGGCAAACUUCCGCAGUCCUCGAUACGCCAUGAAUGGAACUGGAUUCUAUCAGGAACUCCGAUCCUUGAGGACCUUGGCGACAAAUGAGAUUCGGUCUGUGUCGAGCUUGUUCCAAGACGGGAAGUUAGUCGAACUGGAGAGCCAGGCAGGAGACGUGCACAUCGAGGAACUUGGCGAUGCCAUCACGGUCUAUGUUCCUCGAAACAAGGCCAAGCAACAGGUCUGCUAUGCUUCAAAACUACCGGAGAAACUGGCAGCCUGGAUCAUGCAGCAUCCCACCACAAACAUCGAGGAAAGUGUCGAUAGAUCCUUGAUCAGUGUCCUCAUCGCAGUAUUGAGUGUCACUCCAGCGGUGCUGAGCCCGAUUCUCGACCACCAGGGGAUCAUCCAACUAUCAAUUGCCGAUGCAGAUCCCGAGACUGACAAUCACGAUGAUACCGACGAUGAGUCUGUGUCGAGCGAGGAUGAGGCCGUUCCAGCUUCACAAGCUUCCCCCUCAGCCCCAGAGCCCGAGGUUGUCUUCGGAGGCGCUGGGCUUAGCUCAUGGAGGUUUGCUCCCCGCACGAGUAUUCCACGUCCCAACGGCGACACUUCCGAGGAGCCUGUCUCGAGCGAGGAGGAAGAAGAGACUGUGACAUCUUCACGGGCCUACACUGGUUCCCGAGGUAGCUUAUUCGGCCGGCCGCUGUUUUCUCCUGGCACGAGCGCUCCUCAUUCUAACGCGAGUACAUACCAAGAACUCCUCCAAAAGGUGGUACGAGCUGCGAGGACUGCUCGUUUCCCUUCAAAGGGGACAUUCAGCAUGUCUGCACUACGCAGCGCACUUCCAGAGGAUGAUGCCAUAGGCUACAAUGGUUUCGAAGCGACAGAUCGAUACCACCCUAUCAACGCCGGCGAGCGUAACUUUGAGAUCGGUGCCGCUGGGGAACUCUACGUGAGUAAAUUGAAGAGGCAUCGACGCGGAAGAGGGCAGUAA
Molecule: messenger RNA, 4362 nt
Organism: Zymoseptoria tritici IPO323
Lineage: Eukaryota; Fungi; Ascomycota; Dothideomycetes; Mycosphaerellales; Mycosphaerellaceae
Exons: 7
Coding region: 1-4362 (1453 amino acids)
Source: RefSeq, a predicted model, not a curated record